This is a messenger RNA of Annulohypoxylon truncatum, 2133 nucleotides long. RefSeq names its product MFS general substrate transporter. NCBI's taxonomy places the organism in Eukaryota, Fungi, Ascomycota, Sordariomycetes, Xylariales, Hypoxylaceae. Gene Ontology annotation, cellular component: fungal-type vacuole membrane. The record is from RefSeq and is a predicted model, not a curated record. The transcript is spliced from 7 exons. Gene Ontology annotation, molecular function: basic amino acid transmembrane transporter activity. Gene Ontology annotation, biological process: basic amino acid transport; transmembrane transport. The annotation marks the transcript as partial.
GUGGAUCUAUAGGUUAUACGACACAUGUUUGUGAACUUGUAUAGCUGUGGUUAACCAAAAUGUUGAUUGAUAUAGCGGCCAAAAGGGCUUCUAGACAGACGAGGCUAUGUAUACACGAGAGGAACAAGUUACGACAAGAACGAGUAGAAGCUACCCAAAUAAAUGUCACGACUACCAUCACCGCCGGCGAGCCUACCGAUCCGUUUUAUAGGAGUAAGCACUGUCCUGAGUGCAAGGCUGAGGAGAAAGCAGCCAACAAGUACCGAUGGAAGCUUAUCUUAUGUUUGAUUCUCCCCUACGCUCUCCAAGCGCUCGACGUUACAAUUAUUGCCAGUGCUUUACCGUGGAUUGCUGCCGAUUUUGGCGAAAUCGCCCAACUAAACUGGAUCAUAUCCGCCUUCAACCUGACCUCCGCAGCCUUCAUCCCCUUCUGGGCGCAAAUGGCCGACAUAUUCUGGCGGCACUUAGCCCUGCAACUCUGCUCGCUCACCAUGCUCACCGGCAGCGCGCUCUGCACCUUCGUCCCCGUCACCGCCUUCGGCGCCUUCCUGCUCGGCCGCGCCCUGCAAGGGGUCGCCUGCGCCGGUCUCAACACCGUCAUCCGCGCCAUCAUGGCCGACAAGGUCUCGCUCAAGGAAAACGCCAAGAACUGGACUCUGUUCGCCUUCACGAGCGGCAUAUGCUACGGCGUCGGCCCCGUCAUCGGCGGGUACCUGACCGCGGCGAACUGGCGCUGGUGUUUCGGCAUCAACUUGCCCAUCGCGUUCCUCGGCGUCUUGAUCGUCUUCUUUUUCCUGAGGAAGGAUUUGUUGGGCCCCCAGCCUAUCCCUGAACUCAAUGAGUCGGAGGCUGGCCGCAGGGAGCGGCUUGCUAGACGUAUAGCGACGAUCGAUUUUGGUGGCCAGCUAUUGUUCCUAUUUGGGUUCGGACUGAUAAUCCUGGCUUUGACUUGGGCGGGUGCGACAUACGAUUGGAGUGAUGCUGCUGUGCUCGUUCCCCUUAUGUUUGGUGUGCUGCUGGCGUGCGCUUGGUUGUAUUAUGAGCACUCAAUGUCGGUGGGCGCGUUGUCCCAUAAGUUGUCUUUUCAAAGGCCGAUGUUGCCAUGGAAUGUGGUAAAGAAUCGCAAUGUGAGCCUUCUGUGCUACAUCAACUUUGCUACGGGGAUGGCUAUGUACAGUGUCCUCUAUUUCGUCGACAUUUACUUUACGAUAGUCAAGGGGUUCCUUUCCGACAAGGCCGGCGUCCAGAUAUUAUUCUAUACCCCUGGACUUGGAGUUGGUAUAUAUCUCUCGAUGAUCUUCUGCAAUAUUUGGCCUCGCCAGACAUUCUUGCCCCUAUUUCUUGGAUCCGUCAUUGAAGCAGUUGGUGUCGGCAUGAUGGCAUGGGCUCUGUAUUUCGAGAACACCGCCACAAUCUACGGGAUGAUGGCGCUUACCGGCGCAGGUACGGGCUUGCGAUUCAUUCCUGGCACCCUCCAUGCCGUCGGAUUCUUCCCCAAUCACAUUGCUACUGUGAUUUCCUUAAUGGGUGUAGCUACGACAUUCGGUGGUACUUUGGCUCUCACGGUCAUGUCUGCCGUAUUCAACAACACGUCGGGCCUAACACGCGAUUCUCCUAUUUCGAAAAACUAUGAUGCUCUGAAGACCCUUCCGGAUGAAGUCAAGCUCCGGAUCGUCGAUGGCGUUAAGAACGGUAUCACCUGGGCUUUCGUCUCAUUGACCCCUUUCAUGGUCAUCUGUAUCCUUGCUUCAUUAUGCUUAGGCAAUGUCACCAUUUCCAAGGAGGACAACGCUGAAGAAUCUGGCCAUCACUUAACCCACGGAAGCUAUCUACUCGCCCUUGUAAAGGGGAAGGCCCAUCCGGAAGAAAACGUCAGUUUAGAAAUGGAGGAGAGGAGCAGUACAGAGCCUCUUAGGUAUCGGGACCGCUUUGAUUAGACUCGGAGCAACUUGGACACUUUGUUGAGAAUCUGUUGCUACACUGGAAUAUUUGGGGACAUUUUCGAUUUAUGAUACCCUAAGAGCCAAGGCGUUUAUCUUGUUAUACAAUUAUAAGAGGAGUGUUGGGUGCGGGCAAGUACGUUAAGAUAGAUUUACCUGUGACUCAUGAUCACAAUGGACAUAUAUCGUACAA